UAGGUCUGCCGCCUCCUCAUCUCGUGGGGCGCAAACCCGCACGCGGCAAGCGACACGAGGCCGCUCCCCGGCUCGCCAGCGGACCUGGCCUGGGAGCACAUGCAGGCAUGGGCCGACAACGACACCGACAAGAACUUGAUCCGAGCCAUCUUCCCGGCCCCGCUCGACCUCGACCGCCGGCGCUUCUCCAAACUGCACCUCUCCGUCCUCGGCAUCCACCACGCCGCCAUCGACGCCCUCCUCCUCUCUGAUCCCGCCCUCCUCCUCUCUGAUCCCGCCCUCCUCCUCUCUGAUCCCGCCCUCCUCGACGCACAAGACCGCCACGGCCGCGCCGCCGCGCACUGGGCCGCAUGGAAAGGCGACGUCAGCACUCUAACCAAGCUCCUCAGCCACGGCGCCAGCCCGAACCUCGCCGACACCCGCGGCCCGACCCCCCUGCACUACGCGUGCAUGACGGGGCUGGCCGCGUGCACGGCAGCCCUCGUGGCCGCGGGCGCCGACCUAAACAGCGCCGACCACCUCGGCAUCACGCCGCUGCUGGGUUUGCCGCUGGGGACGUGCAGAGCUGAUGCGCUGACUGCGGGAGGGCUGACGCCGCUGGAGACGCUGAGACAGAGGGGCCGUGUCACGAAGGAGCUUAUCGAGGUGUUUGGUGCUUUGUUGGUCAAGGCGGGGUGGGGAGCAAGGGGUGUUGUUUUGAGUGGCUUUUUGGGGACGGAGGAUGAGAGCGAGAGCGAGGCGGGUUCAGAGGGAGAUGUCUUUGUUUUGGCCGACGAGGGAGCUGAUGUCUGACUGGGACAUCAGCUAAUUAUUUGGGUGUUGUGGUUCGGUGCUGAUGCGGCGGCUUAGAAGUCUUUUCGGAAGUCGAAACGCCUUAAGGGGACAUAAUAAUUGAUGGUUCAUAUAUUGUUAGCAGAGUCGUUUAGUGUAGGCUCGCGGUGAAUGUUUCCGUCCCCGGU
Lasiosphaeria miniovina is the source of this 959-nucleotide messenger RNA. Its product is annotated as ankyrin repeat-containing domain protein. Lineage: Eukaryota; Fungi; Ascomycota; Sordariomycetes; Sordariales; Lasiosphaeriaceae. Gene Ontology annotation, molecular function: protein binding. The coding region runs from base 100 to 792 and encodes 230 amino acids. The record is from RefSeq and is a predicted model, not a curated record. The transcript has a single exon.